AUGACGGCAAGUGGCACGCUUGAUCUGUCAAAAGAUCUUUGCCAGGAAAUUACUCGUCAUUUCGGCUUGGACCGAAAUGUGAUCGAAGCUAUUUCACCGUGUACGCCAUUCCAGCGCGACGUGGUCAAUUGUGCUUCCAACGAAGGCCGACACGCCAUAGGCAAUGCCGUGUACGAGGUCUCCGAAGACGUCGAUGCCGAUAGACUGGCUGCCGCGUGGAAAGAUAGCGUGCAAUGUACUCCGGCUCUGCGAGCCUGUAUAUUUACUUCGAAAGCCGGUGACUCUUUUCAGCUCGUUCUGAGAGAAAGCUUUGUUUUCGCACGAAUGUCCUGGACAUCUGCAAGCCUCAAGUCCACAAUAAUGAGAGACGAAGCCUCCGCUGCUGUUGCUGGCCCGCGCUGCAACCGAUUCGUUCUUCUUGGAGAGCCGAAUACCAAGCGAGUUCUCAUCUGGACAUUCAGCCAUGCUUUCGUGGACACUGCGUUCCGGGGCCGUAUCCUCAAGCAGGUCCUCGCAGCGUACAAGGACGAACAUGGUCGGGUAGUCUCUCUUCCCCCAACACCUGAGCUGGUUGACUCCGAGGAUGAGGGAUAUCCCGGCACGCCAGUGUCGGACGCAGCCGUGGGCAUGUUGCGAGCUACGCUGUUUUGGCGAGAAAAGCUGGGCGGUCUGGAUGCUUCCGUGUUCCCUCAUUUGUCGUCCCACUUGACUGCUCCUGCCAUCGACAAGGAGGCGAAACACCACAUUCCAUACCCACCCUCUGUCCAACACAAAUAG
Messenger RNA from Akanthomyces muscarius, 777 nucleotides. RefSeq lists its product as uncharacterized. The coding region runs from base 1 to 777 and encodes 258 amino acids. Lineage: Eukaryota; Fungi; Ascomycota; Sordariomycetes; Hypocreales; Cordycipitaceae. Gene Ontology annotation, molecular function: phosphopantetheine binding. The transcript has a single exon. The record is from RefSeq and is a predicted model, not a curated record. Gene Ontology annotation, biological process: secondary metabolite biosynthetic process; amino acid activation for nonribosomal peptide biosynthetic process. Gene Ontology annotation, cellular component: cytoplasm.